ACCAAGUCCAAAUUCGACCUGACGACAAAGGGAUGCCAUGAGUAGCAGCCUGAUACUGGGAGUGCUUGGCGGAAUGGCCAUUUUUCUGGCUGUGUUCCUGGUUCUUCAGUGCUGCUUUGUCAAGGACCGGGACAGCAAGUCUGGGGUUCUUUGCUUCCGGUGGAAGGGGAGCUUAUUCAAGAAAAAGUCCGCAGAUUCUGAGACCAGCCAAUUCGUCAGGUGGAAAUCGGGAACUGAGAGACUACCGGAUCCAAAGUCGAGCGGAACUGUCGAAAUCAACGAAAGACCCCCUGACCCCUGCGUCUCCUACAGGAGAUCCUACCUUCCAAACAAUGAGGUUGCUGCUGCUGCAUUCUACGGCAGCUUCCACAACGACUGUCUGACGUCACGUUCUGCACCACCACCACCACCAUCACCACCACCAGCAACGCUGCUACUUGUCGAGAAGGGGUUUAAAGAGGACAACAUUUAUGUCACCCCCCAAAAUUCACCUCCCAUUAAUUCUCCUUUUACAACUCCACCGGAGUCUGUCGCCGAUGAAAAGGAGCAGGAGGAAAAAGAUCCGAUCAGAUUCACGUAAAAAAGACAUUUCACAAUGAUUGUUUCUACUUACAUGUGAAUCAUGAAUGUUCCCACAGCUGUUGUGGAAAUGUGUGUUUGUGUGAUUAUGUCUUUGCGUAAACUAAGAGUAUGGCUGGGAGAGCUUACUCAGCAUCCAGAGGGUCAACUUUUUAAACGCCAGAAAACCCUUUACUCAGGUUAUUCAAACAGCAUUUUUGUCACUUGACCAUUUUGUACAUUUUGUACU
Pomacea canaliculata is the source of this 808-nucleotide messenger RNA. RefSeq lists its product as uncharacterized. The transcript is spliced from 3 exons. NCBI's taxonomy places the organism in Eukaryota, Metazoa, Mollusca, Gastropoda, Architaenioglossa, Ampullariidae. Bases 38 to 580 code for a protein of 180 amino acids. The record is from RefSeq and is a predicted model, not a curated record.